UCUAUAUAUACGUACACGAUGAUGAUUGCAUCGAAGCCAAUUCAUCUGAGAGGCGGCCCUUCGUGCAGCAUGAUGAGUCAGAUCAAGAUGGUCUCCCAAUUGAAGCUCUCUCGCAAUGCAAACAUGGAAAAGCUCCGAAAUGGAUAUCUGUUUCCCGAGAUUGGCAUGAGGCAACAGGAGCACUUGGAGAAGUAUCCAGAUGCCAAGAUCAUUAGCUUGGGGAUUGGUGAUACCACUGAGCCUAUACCAAACAUUAUAACAUCCGCAAUGGCUGAGUACUCGCAUGCACUCUCCACUCGGGAAGGCUAUCGAGGUUACGGCGCAGAGCAAGGAAACAAGACACUGCGCAAGACGAUUGCUGCAACGAUAUACGGAGACAUGGGCAUAGAAGACACCGAGGUCUUCAUCUCGGACGGUGCACAAUGUGACAUCUCUCGCGUGCAGCUGUUGCUCGGAUCCGACGUGACGAUUGCCGUGCAAGACCCGACCUUUCCGGCGUACGUUGAUUCAGGCAUCAUAAUGGGCCAAACCGGAGACUACGUCGCCGGCAGCAGCAAGUACGGGGGAAUCGAGUACAUGAAAUGUGGACCGGAGAACCUAUUCUUCCCGGACUUCUCCCGCAUUCCGAGGACGGACGUCAUCUUCUUCUGCUCGCCGAACAACCCGACAGGUCAUGCUGCAUCCAGGGAGCAACUAGUGCAGCUGGUUGAGACUGCACAUAGGAAUGGAUCUCUCAUCGUCUACGAUUCUGCGUACGCUGCAUACAUAUCGGAUGACAGCCCCAGAUCGAUCUACGAGAUCCCCGGAGCUAAAGAGGUCGCCAUAGAGAUCUCCUCCUUCUCCAAGUCCGCGGGGUUCACCGGCGUCCGCCUCGGGUGGACCGUCGUCCCCCAUGAGCUCUCGUACUCCGACGGGUUCCCCGUCCAUAAGGACUUCGAUCGCAUCAUCUGCACCUGCUUCAAUGGUGCGUCCAGCAUCGCCCAGAUCGGUGGACUCGCGUGUUUGUCCGAAGAAGGUCGCAAGGCUAUGAGCAAGGUGAUCGACGUGUACAAGCAGAACGCAAGAACACUGGCGGAGACGUUUGGCUCGAUGGGUCUCGAGGCGUACGGCGGCAGCAACUCACCCUACGUGUGGGUGCGCUUCCCGGGUCGCCGGUCAUGGGAUGUGUUCACCGAGAUCCUGGAGAAGACGCACGUCAUCACUGUACCGGGAUGUGGGUUUGGGCCGGGAGGCGAAGGCUUCAUCAGAGUGAGCUCGUUCAACAGCGAGGAAUGCGUUCGAGAGGCAUGUCAAAGACUGACAAGGCUUCUCGGCUGAGAUGUGCUCCUCCAUAUUCUUUGACUGGCACUCGAAUCAUCUUCUGGUGUUUUGCCGGGAACAUCUGCCAUCGACUGUUUCUGUAGUUGUCCGAGGACAUCCGAAUCCGAGCAUGAAAGAUUAAUAUUGGGCUAUCCAUUUA
Molecule: messenger RNA, 1459 nt
Organism: Musa acuminata AAA Group (dessert banana)
Lineage: Eukaryota; Viridiplantae; Streptophyta; Magnoliopsida; Zingiberales; Musaceae
Product: aminotransferase ALD1 homolog
Exons: 9
Coding region: 19-1317 (432 amino acids)
Biological process (GO): L-pipecolic acid biosynthetic process; systemic acquired resistance, salicylic acid mediated signaling pathway
Cellular component (GO): chloroplast
Molecular function (GO): L-lysine:pyruvate alpha-transaminase activity; pyridoxal phosphate binding
Source: RefSeq, a predicted model, not a curated record